Messenger RNA from Haliotis rubra (blacklip abalone), 1429 nucleotides. RefSeq lists its product as uncharacterized. NCBI's taxonomy places the organism in Eukaryota, Metazoa, Mollusca, Gastropoda, Lepetellida, Haliotidae. The record is from RefSeq and is a predicted model, not a curated record.
UCACUUACACCGGAUUGUAUCUCGUCGUCUCCAUUCUUCAAGCAUCAUGGAACACUCGACAGUGGGAUUUACUAUAAUAAUGUGUUUUCUAUUUCAAGGUGUGACGUCACAGACGUGCAACACGACCCAUGCGGAGGUGUGUGUGCGGGAGAUGGAGGGGGUGCUGAACCAGGUGAUUGAGACGGCGACUGGCGAGGGGGCUGCUGUCGGCACACUCGAGAAAAUAUGUCUUGACACCAUCAAGGGCAACAACUUGACGCAGUGCUACAUCGACGCCACCGCCGGUUGCAACACACAGGGUGAUGAGGCGCCCACGUGGACCAUGCAGAGAUGGGAGCGAGUGAUGCAGGACAUCUACAAGCUGUGUGAUGGGGCCUGCCCGAGCUUCCUGGAGAGAACCAUCAACAUCACUCAGUGCACCAGCCUCAUCAGGUUCGACUCCCUCUACGAGUCGUCCUUCGGAAACUUCUGCAGGUCCCUCAACGACAGCUUGGAGUGUGCCGCCCAGGUGACUGCUGACUGCCCCAUGUUCGCCCGUCUCUUCUACGACCUUCUGCCCCAGGGAGUGGACCAGACCGCCAACACCAUCUGUACAGCCGGUGAGUGUCCGCUAACAUUCGACAAAAAGGCUAUGGAGGUGUUGGAGACAUGCAAGGCACGCGUGAUGGACCUGCCGGAGGACCUGGACGCCGCGUGCAAGUCGUAUGUACAAUUCAAGUCGUGUCUCCACACUUCGCGGGUGCCGGUGACGUGUCCGAUGUUUGGGGCGCUGCUACAGGUGCUCUACCCUCAACACAUCUUCGGCCUGUAUGAACAGCAGUGCGGCACCGGCAACAACACAUCGGAAGCAGAACCCGAAGGAGACGAAUGUGGUACACGGGGCCAAGCGAGAAUUCAGCACUGCAUCCGGGUACUUGCACUGUCAUGGCCGAUGACAGUCAGCCAACCGGAAAUUACAGAACAGCAGUGCAGGGACUACGAAACCGGACUUCGUUGCCUUGACAACGCCGGAUUCCAUCGGUGCAGCGUCCUGCGGCAGUAUUUCCACAACAUGACGUCCAACCGACGUGAUCACAUGGACGUCCUUCAAGACGAGUGCGCCGACUUCCUCACCCAGCAGCGACAACUGGAUGGGAGCGGUGCCUUCACCACGGCAGCGAACAUCCUGCAGGUAUUGAGUGUCGUGAUAGUGUCCUGGGUGGCAAGUCUGCUCUGAAGGCCUCAAGAAACCCAGUCUACCGGAAGUGGCUCCAGUCUACCGGAAGUCCCUACCUGACCUGCGCUGUACAUAUGUGAAUAGAUGGCUGUACACAUAGCUUCGUUAAAAGUAUUUGUAUAUUUUAUAUAAACUAUUGUAUAUAUUUUUGCAUAAUUUAUUGUAUGCCCUUAGAAGUCACAUUUUUUAUAAAUAAAUGAUACAUUUCUAUCA